Echinostoma caproni is the source of this 561-nucleotide messenger RNA. NCBI's taxonomy places the organism in Eukaryota, Metazoa, Platyhelminthes, Trematoda, Plagiorchiida, Echinostomatidae. The record is from the annotation of a GenBank genome assembly.
AUGGCUCGUGAAGCAGUUCCGUUUGUACCAAUGUUACAUCCAAAACAACUGAAAGAGUUGGAACAAUCGCCCGGUAUGAGUCGACGGGCCAGUGCCCAUGUGAUAUUUCCUUUACCCUCAGUUGGGCAGCUGCGCAGACACAGCUGCGAUACGAGACGUGAGAAAGGUAGUCGGGAGCAUUUAAACGAAACCUCUCCCGGUAAUUUGGUUCCUCGCGUGGAAAUCCAGGGCAGUGUGGAAUCCUUGUCUCGGCGAAGCAGUGAGAAUGUCCUCACAUCCUCUCGACGUUGUUUUGCCGGUAGUGCUUCCGGCUCAGCCACGGGGGUCACUGGGAGUGGAUUACAUUCCAGUGGUAUGCUAGACGGUUCCGAAUCCCAGCUACUCACCGCAAGGGUUUGUGAAGGUCCCUUCAUAUCCGCCCCGUCUUCCCGUCCUGGAUCUCGUAGACCAUCUGGGUCCAGUGUGAGUAACUGGACAAUAGAUCCAAUGCCCAUUCCCAACCGAGAAACCGACAACUCCGGACUAAACGGCCGUUCGCGGGUACGAUUUACGUGCACAUAA